Didymodactylos carnosus is the source of this 447-nucleotide messenger RNA. The record is from the annotation of a GenBank genome assembly. NCBI's taxonomy places the organism in Eukaryota, Metazoa, Rotifera, Eurotatoria, Philodinida, Philodinidae.
AUGGCCUUCGGUCUUCGACAAAAGAUUGAUGUUGAAAAUCUUAUUGUUCAGCUUCCAUCAUUAAAUAAUUCUCAACAAUUUAUUCAGCUUUAUCAAAAACAUAAAUAUCAAAAUUCAAAUACAGCAGGAGAACGUCGAAAGAUGUCAGCUGAAUAUACACGUUCGAAAUCACGAGAAAUGUCGAUUAUCGAUGAAAAUAAUGAACAGUCAACAACAUCCAUUUAUUCAGCUAGUCUAAAAAAAAAGAAAAUCGAUAUUUUGACUAGAAAGAAUAAUUCUUUGUUGACACCAAUAGCCAAUUUACUAACAUCAUCAAUAGCAAAACCAAAACAUGAGUCAGCAGUCAGAAAUUUUAAAAGUAGGCCCGUUCCUACUUCAAACAAUAUCGAUCAUUAUGAUAAUUAUUAUGAAGAUGAUUUUGAUACUGAUGAUGAAAUUUUACCUUAA